Melitaea cinxia (Glanville fritillary) is the source of this 1380-nucleotide messenger RNA. RefSeq lists its product as uncharacterized. The coding region runs from base 1 to 1380 and encodes 459 amino acids. The record is from RefSeq and is a predicted model, not a curated record. The transcript is spliced from 2 exons. NCBI's taxonomy places the organism in Eukaryota, Metazoa, Arthropoda, Insecta, Lepidoptera, Nymphalidae.
AUGUACCGCCAGAUUCUCCUUCAUGAAGAGGAUCGUAAUCUGCAGCUCAUACUGUGGAGAGAAGAUGAGUCAAAACCUUUAGAAACGUAUCGAUUAAAUACUGUCACUUACGGGUUUAAAAGUGCCAGCUAUUUGAGUACUCGGUGCCUUUGGCAACUGGGGGAGGAAUGCGAUGACGAUCUCAUAAAAACAAUUAUUCAACACGACUUUUACGUUGAUGACCUAAUAACUGGUGCAGAUGAAGAAGACACUCUUCUCUAUAUACAGAAGUUCGUAGUUGAAGCACUAAGGAGAGGGUGUUUUAAUUUAAGAAAAUAUAGAUCAAAUUCAAAGGCAAUUUAUCAGUCUGAUGUAGUCGAUUCAAAGGAUAAUUUAAGCAUUAGUAAUUCAUUAAAUACGUUAGGGUUAGGUUGGAAUUCCAAUACAGAUAAUUUGCAUGUUUCUAUACAGAUACCUUCAAGUAAUGUGUUAACCAAAAGAUUCAUAUUAUCUUCAUCAUUUAAAAUUUUUGAUCCUCUUGGGUUAUUGAGUCCAUGCAUAAUCAAACCUAAAUUAUUAUUACAACUUUUAUGGACUGAAAAACUAACUUGGGACGAACCAGUCUCCGAUCAUAUUAAUUUCGAAUGGAAAAUAUUUGCUGAUAAUUUGCAUUGUUUAAAAUCACUAGACAUACCUAGACGCACACUUUGUGAUUCACCAUCAUCCAUUGAACUGCAUUCUUUCAGCGACGCAUCUCAGUCUGCAUAUGGGGCGUGCCUAUAUAUGCGAUCCCUUGACUCUCUAGGUAAUGUUACCGUUUCUUUGUUAUGUGGAAAGUCCAAAGUGGCCCCAAUAAAACCAAUGACAAUACCACGGCUUGAGCUGUGCGCCGCCUUAUUGUCUGCAAGACUGGUAAAAACAACUAUUGAUUCUUUAAGAUAUCAAAAUGUACGUCUUAUUCAUUGGUGUGACUCUAGUGUUGUCCUUGGGUGGCUCCGAGCCAACUUCAGUAACUUAAAAACUUUCGUAGCCAACCGAAUUGUUGAAAUUUGCGAGUUAACAGAUGCUAAUUCUUGGCGUUAUGUUCCAUCCUCUGAGAACCCUGCUGAUCUUAUAUCAAGAGGAGUACAACCCAAUGAAAUUGUUAAUAUGUCAUUGUGGUGGUCAGGGCCUUCAUUUCUUUUAAAACCAGAGUGUGAAUGGCCACAAUUAAUUAAAAAUUCAGAUUCUACUUUACCGGAAAUAAAAUCACAUACAGCUACAAUAAAUUCAGUGGAUCCUGUCAUAAAUAUAGAAAAUUACUCUAAGCUUAAUAAAUUAAAACGCGUAGUAGCAUAUGCCCACAAUUACUGCUCGCUUCUGUACGGGAUCAGAUAUGGCCUAUCAAUGGUCGACGCUUAG